ACAUUUAACUGUCUUCACUAGGCUCAAAGUAGCUGAUAUCAAAUCAAAAUGUGUGAAGUAUGAAACUAUAACACAAAAAUAGAAAAGCUGUCCUUUGAAUUGAGCGCUAUACAACGAUUUUCACCAGAUGUCAACGAGAUGUCAAAUAAGCCGAGCGAACGAACGAAGAGCGGUCCAUGAUGUAUCAUAGAUGAAUAAACAUGCUCGGUCAAUAAACAGCGCCAAUAUGUGCGAAAUUAUUCUAUGAUUGACUUUGACGUAUGAAUUGUGAUAAAGCUUGUUUUGAAAAAUAAUAUUGUUAUCCAUGACUUCUGUCACUUUUAAUUAUUUUUGACGAUAUAAUCAUAUUAUGGUCAGUUUAAAUCCUGGGUUAAACUCAUCGACUCAUGGAGCGAUAUUCUUCAGUGAUGAGGCCGGAGAUGAUGAAACUAUACUUACUGCACCUGUUUUGAUGAGCGAUCAGGGCAAGGAGUUCUCCAAAAUAAAGACAAUUCCUUUAUUUGGUUCACAGAUUAUUGUUUCAACACUCAUAUCGAUCACAAGUAUAGUUUUUGCAUGCCAUUGGUCACAGGAAACAAAUUGUGAAGGAUAUUACAUAGUACAGUAUUUGCAUGUGGCUUUUUGGUUGUUUUCAUUUGUAAUUGAUCAUAUUGCUCAUUAUCAUCAUAAUAAUAUUCGUCUUAAAGGAUAUCAUCAGUUUUAUAAAGAAACUUCAAUUUUACAUAGAUUAUCGUUAUAUGUAGUAUCCCUAUGGAAUGCUGUAUUAUUGGCUAUGCAAACUUUAAUGCAACACUUUUAUGAGGAUGAUUUUACAAAACAUUGUGGAGCAAGUAUUCUUUCUCCAGUGGGAUAUGUAACAUUAUUUGUUAUUGUGGAAACAGCAGUUUUAAUUGGAGUUAAUGGUGUAUAUAUUUAUAAGGCCUUUGAUUUUAAUAUGAAACAUUUACCACCCGAUGUUUUGAAAAGUGAAUGGAUAAGACAAAUGGCCACCAUGUCAGAAGGACAGAGGAGCGAUGCUGUUGGUUUUACACAGCAGGGAAGAAAUAUAGCAGAACUUCUUGAAAAACAAGCCGAUAUUAUUAGUUACUUACAAGAACACAACACAAAACUUAGCCGAAAAUUAAUGUUGAUGAAUGCACAAUUAAGGGAAUCACGCAGCAAUAUUACUUAAUGGUCUCAUGGCUUUUUAUAUAAUCAAUAAGGUAUUAGAAUUAUGUUUAAAUAUAAAGCUGUGCCUUAUUAAUUAUGAUAUAGCCAUAGUUUACUUUUGCUCAAAUAAAUGUGCCGGCUGAACACAUUCAAAAUUAAUUUUUGUUACAUAUUUUGAUAGUACUAAUGUUUAGUAUUUAUUAUAGUUCAUCUUUAUUCAAGUUGCGCUCUAUUAAUACUAAUUUUUUAUUUUGUUAUAU
Messenger RNA from Ctenocephalides felis (cat flea), 1409 nucleotides. Its product is annotated as transmembrane protein 192. The transcript is spliced from 5 exons. The coding region runs from base 350 to 1171 and encodes 273 amino acids. NCBI's taxonomy places the organism in Eukaryota, Metazoa, Arthropoda, Insecta, Siphonaptera, Pulicidae. The record is from RefSeq and is a predicted model, not a curated record. Gene Ontology annotation, cellular component: lysosomal membrane; late endosome.